Mauremys reevesii (Reeves's turtle) is the source of this 1671-nucleotide messenger RNA. RefSeq names its product dynactin subunit 3 (gene DCTN3). Bases 1 to 495 code for a protein of 164 amino acids. Gene Ontology annotation, cellular component: dynactin complex. Gene Ontology annotation, biological process: cytoskeleton-dependent cytokinesis. The transcript has 9 exons. The record is from RefSeq and is a predicted model, not a curated record. Lineage: Eukaryota; Metazoa; Chordata; Testudines; Geoemydidae.
AUGCGGCUGAACCUGUUCGGAGGGAGCAGGGCCCUGAUCCCCCUGGGCAGGGCCCUGUGGGGAUGGCGGAGACCGCGGGGCUGCAGCGCCGGGUGUUCGGCCCGGGUGGGGCCGCGCAAGGCAGCAGAUGGCUUGGUGAAAGUUCAGGUGGCUUUGGGGAACAUCGCAAGCAAAAGAGAGAGGAUUAAAAUUUUGUAUAAGAAAAUUGAAGAUUUAAUAAAAUAUCUGGAUCCUCAGUACAUUGAUCGAAUGGCUGUUCCUGAUGCCAUGAAACUGCAGUUCAUCUUAGCAGAGGAGCAGUUUAUUCUUUCCCAAGUCGCCCUUCUGGAACAGGCGAACAACCUCCAGCCGUUCUUGGACAGUGGACACAUCAAAGCUGCUCCUGACCAUGCUGCCAAACUGCAGCGACUUGCUCAAAUCCACAUACAGCAGCAGGCAGUCACAGAGUUUAUUACAAGCAACAAGUCCAAGAUAAUGGAACACCGGAUGUAUUGACAUCUGCACGCAGACAUCAGGUCGGUGUUUGAUGGCCUGCUGCACACAGUUAAAGAAAUCGUGGAGAAGAGCUACACCCCAGGAGAGAUGUGCCACUGCUGAUUCAGUCGAAAUGUCGAAGACAUAUGAACUUGUCAGAACAGAGCGGUAUUGCUGGAGCCCAUCAUUCUUUUCUUUUGCAAACCUUCCAGCUACUAUUUCACAGGACACUGGAGGACGGAUAAGUACACAUACAAGAAAUGCUUUAGGAUCUUCAGUGACCACAACUGGUUUAACGUCUUGUCCAAAAGACAGCACCUCCGUCAGUACAGCACCAGAGAUGGAGAGUGGAAUUCCUCUUAGGGUACAUCUGCAUUGAAAAACAAAACAAAAGCUACAGCGAGUCUCAGAGCCUGGGUGUGACAGGUUCCCUGAGGUACAACCUGGAACUGAAGUACCACUGAGCCUUCUGUCCCAACAGUCUGGAUUUCCUUUCACACUGAGAUGUUGUGAUGAACUGCAAACCUACUGCACUCGCACAAACAUCCACAGGCUGGGACACACCCGGCUGAGUUACAUGAAUGCUUUUGCCAGCCACUCAUGAACCAACACUAGAGAGGCUCCAGCCAGUUCUCCCAGCUCACCAGUCUUGCACCCCUGAAUUGUACCUUCUUACCCUGGUUAAAAGCCUGAUCAGUGUAAGUUUAUUAUCCAGUCUUCCUCUCCCGCAAGGGGAAAAGGGCGUGUAUAAGUUUUUGUUAACUGAGCUAGGAUUUUUUUUCCAUGCACUUCACGCAAGGGCCACUAUUUUGGGUAAAAUAUAAAACUGAUUUAUUAACUACAGCAAGGUAGAGUAGUGAUUAUAAGUAAUAAGUGUACAGAUCAAAGUAGGUUAUACCUUAGAAAUAAAAUCACAAGCUGAGUUCUAUAAACUAGACAGGAUUUGAAUCAAAUCCUGUCUCAUCUUGAUGGUCUAGUUUCUUAAUACACAAACUGGGAUUCUCCUUUCCAGCUUGGGAUCACCUCCCCAGUCAAAGGCUUUGUCCUCCGGGCAUGUUUCCAGGAGCUGAGCUGGGUGGGGAGUGAGGCCAAAAAUCACUGUCUGUGGAAUGGCCUUCUCUUACUGUGACAGUCUGAGGCCUGGUUCUUCGGCUAAGCAGCAAAGGCAGCCAUAAGCUGGGAAGUGUAUGGUCACAU